Messenger RNA from Endocarpon pusillum Z07020, 5421 nucleotides. RefSeq lists its product as uncharacterized. Lineage: Eukaryota; Fungi; Ascomycota; Eurotiomycetes; Verrucariales; Verrucariaceae. The record is from RefSeq and is a predicted model, not a curated record. Gene Ontology annotation, molecular function: guanyl-nucleotide exchange factor activity. The coding region runs from base 1 to 5421 and encodes 1806 amino acids. The transcript is spliced from 2 exons.
AUGUCGAGCUAUCCCAAUGGCCAAAAUUACUUUGGCCUUCCGAAUGAAAAACCACAAUCCCCCCGGCACCAAUACUCAAGCCAUGCACCACACCCAGAAUAUCAAGAGCACCUGGGGCGCACGUCGGGCUCCAAUGCUGGAGCCGGUGGGGCGUCCCUUCAUGAAGCGCAUCUGCAGGACAAUCAAGGAUCUGCUGCACGAGGCGGAGGAGCGUACACAGCAUACGGGCGCACAUACAAUCAAGGGCGGUACCCCCAAGCAAGUGACGAGGCAUCAUUACCAAUGCGAACCUCUUCGAUUGUCAAUCCUCUAGCUCCCUACCAGAGCCAAUACCAAGGAGUCUCCUCCGCCAUAAACCCAUCCCCUUAUAAUCCCUCACAAUACCCUCAAUCACAAUCACAAUCACAUUAUCCUCUCCAGGUGCAUGGUAGUCCGCCAACAUCUUACACUUCACCAACAUAUCAGGCGUACAACCCGGCUGCAUACCAACCCCACACUACGCAACCUGGUCCGAGCUAUUAUCUAGAUCAACCUGCAAGUCAUGAAAGCCAGACACCAGGUUAUAUAUCAGGCCAGCCGCCCGUUCCACCUCCUCCACCUCAUCACAAUGAACACCAGUAUAACCCUUACACCACAUCUCUCGACAACUACCGGGGAGGUCAAUACCAGGAACCGACAUAUAACUCGAACCCUGCGUCACCCUUAUCAGCGCAGACCGCGCCAUAUUCGCCUCCACCCCCGCCUCCACCUCCGCACGACCCCUAUCUGACCGAAUAUGCACAUUCUGAGCAACCUAGACCUUACGUGCAUGGUGCCUCCUACGUCUCGGAGCGAUACAAUAUCCCAGCAGGGCAACAGCCACAACCGGAGCACUCCGAAUCGCAGACCCACCCCUCAUACCAGGGACGAGCUUCAUCGUUAGCAAGUCGAAUCAGUCCUAACGCUGUUGCUCAGCCACCUUCCCCGCAGUCUUCAUGGCCUUCGCCGAGCAAUCAGCACCCACCACCUGUCCUGCCCCAUCGAGCUGGAACCGUCGGUCGCCAUCCUCAAGAUAGACCUUUACCAGGACCUCCGGCACAGUCAACUUUGGGGCAUGAUUACUUUGGAGAUCUAAAUGGUAUACGAGGUCCGUAUACGCAGAGUCAAGACGGCUUGGGAUACGAUGACUUGAUGCGGGAAGUGGACGAUGCAAUCCAGCAAGGAAGCAGCGGUACAAGGCCAACAGGGCGGAGUGCUCGGAACUUCCAGCCAAGCUCUCAGAAUACAAUCAAUGAGCAAACGGAGCACGGGACUCCAACGUCGACAUCUCCCCGACUUGCAGUGUCGCCUGACGAAAGACCAACGCAUAUCAACGGUGGGACCGCAUCGAUUGGUGGACAGCACACUAACUAUGCUGGGUUCAGCGACGAAAGCGAUGCAGAAGCUGCUGCUGGACUUGCUGCGAUGCAAGCGGCAGAAGAACAGGAAGCCGCUGAAGAGGCGCGGCGUAGAAGCGGUAGCACAUCACUUUUCAGCAGGCAUGACUCACCUCGUGGAUCAAGAUCGCAGCUACUACCUCAGGAUGUCAGCAGCGACAGUGACUACGCCAACGUGGACAUGGGCUUGGUCGGAGGAGGUUAUGGAGCGCCCAUGUCAUAUGGUGAUGAACCGCAAUCUCACUAUGCCGCCGCGGCCGCAAUGCCGCAGGUAGACCCUUACCAACGAUCAAAUCCUCGCAUGGAUUCCCUUCGCAGCUCGGGACGGUCGAGUGAUGGGCGAAGCUCUCAGACAAGUGGCUACGAUUCCAUACCCGCCCAAGAUGCUAUUCAUCCAUUCCCACCAUUCAGGCACAUGGACACGGCCCGAGUAGACACUGGUGGAACAGGAGGGCUUACAGAGCCCAGUCCCCAUCCGCGCCGGCUGAGUUUCGAGGAUGGUGACGAAGCGACUAUGGUAGAUUCAGAAACAGGCCAAACAUCAGGAAGCCUAAGCCCUUCAAAGGAUAGCAUGCCAGACCUCUUCUUCUUUCCUGGAAUGAGCCCACCACGGCCAUUGCCGCCUGCUCCGUCCGCUUCCGACCCUGGAAGAAUUCCUCAUUUGAUACCAGCGGGGACAUUUCCCUCCAUGCAGAGCUCACGCUACGAUGCCAACGGACGGCCCUUUCCUACCGCCCCAAACAGCUACGUACAGUCUUACCUGAACCCUUCCCAAGUCCCUCGGUCUACCUCGCUUGCUAGCGCCCGCAGCGCACCCCGAAUCGAGCAACCUAUUCGUUCGAAAACGGACGCCGAUCGUGCAAAGCUUCUUAAGCAACAGCUUGGAAGUAGGCCUGGCUCGGAGAUAUACGAGACCAGCGGGCCGGCCAGCAGCGUUGGGUUGGAUUUGCCUGCGAUACCUCGCAGGGGGUUUAACCCCGCAAAAUUGACCAAGGAGCAGUACAAGAGAUGUGAGGAACCAUGGGCCUUGAGCUCGAUUGUUGGGUGGAUCCGAGACCUGGCUGAAGAAGAAACUGACCUGAAGGAGCAAGCACUUGUACAAGCAAUCAUAGCACUCUUUUUGUUUGCAGUCCCCACCAUGAACAUGACAGAUGCCGAAUCCCUGGGUGAUCGGGUGGUGACGGAAAUGCUGUCGGCUGGUGCCCUCGUCAAGGAAGAAGAAUGGGUCAAAUUCGGAGCCGGAACUGUGAGUGGCGUCCUGUUUCAGUUGACGAAGAAGGGGUGUUAUUCCUGUAAACUCCACGAGCCAGAGAUGAAAGGCAAAUGCUACUCCUACCACUGCAUGAGAACGUUGAGAAAAGUCGAUUUAAGUCUUCCCAUGGAGUCUGAGAAAACGUCUGACGACUGGGCGACAUUCUACCAGUUGAGCAAAGAAUAUCUUUCUGCUCGGGACAAAAGGGAGAUUGAGCGCCAAAACGUACUCCACGAGAUUGUCACAACUGAAAUGUCGUAUAUUGGAAGUUUGGAUAUCGUAAGGAUCCUUUACCGGGAUUCUUUGAUACACUCGCAACCACCGGUCAUCCAAGCAAGACGACUGACCAGCUUUUGUCGAGAGGUCUUUGGUCAGAUCGACCAAGUGAAAAAGGUCAAUGAGGAUUACCUGCUCGCUCAACUCAAGUAUCGUCAGAGGGAUCAAGGGCCGUGGAUCAUUGGAUUCAGCGACCUCUUCAGGGAGUGGAUCCGGAAGGCCAAGUCAAUCUACAUUGAAUAUGCUGCUGGCUUCCCACACGCUGAUUUCCUAGUAAGGAAAGAAGCUAGUCGGAACAUUCUUUUCAAGCAAUUUCUAGACCAGGCUCGAGAAGACAAGAGGUCGAAUCGCCUUGCAUGGGACACAUAUCUGAAAUCACCAAUCACGAGAUUGCAACGUUAUGGUCUGCUCUUGUCGACAGUGCUUAAGAGCACUACCAAGGACACGGAAGAAAAAUUAAAUCUUCAGUACGCCAUAGACGAGAUAAAGGCGGUUACAUUCGAAUGCGACAUAAAGGUGCAGGAGAUGGAGAAGAAAAUGGAACUUUUAGAGCUGAAAGAUAAGCUACGAUUAAGACGAAAUAUGGAGAAGGAGGUCCUUCUCAAUCUGGAUCAUCUUGGACGAGAGCUCAUCCGUCGGGGAGAUCUGCUGCGGGCUGGUGGGAAAGGCUUUCAGUGGGUCGACACUCACGCAUUGCUUUUCGAUCAUUACCUUGUGCUUGCCAAAGCCGUAGUCGGAAGGGAUUCCGCUGGAGGAGCAAAGUACGAACAUUACGACGUUUCGAAAGUUCCCAUCCCAAUGGACUUGAUCGUGCUGGAAAGCUCGAAUGAUGAUCCUGUAACCAAAGGUUCUGUGAAGAGCAUCGGCGGUAUCAGUACAAUAGCUGGAGCCCCGAGGGCAGCUACUGAUCCGAGACUAGCAAGAACGACUUCGACUAUGAGCGGUGGAUCUGCGCCUGCUACCGUAGUCACUACUAGCGGCUCGUCUACAAAGGACAGCAACAGCAUUCACAAGAGCAUGGUCACCACAACCGUUCUCGAGUCAAACACCAAGGACGACAAGAUCAUGUAUCCCUUCCGGAUCAAGCACCUGGGCAAAACCGAGGUGUACACCUUGUAUGCCCCGUCUCAAGCGAAUCGUACAGAGUGGUGCGAAGCCAUCGUCUCGGCUAAAACGCGUCAUGCGGAAGCACUCUUGGAACAAAAUGCGGAGCCGUUCCGACUUAGAGUUCUCGCAGAUACUGCGUUCGGCUAUGAUUCGCUGGCUGGAAUAUAUCGUCCAACUACUAUUAGAGGCACGCCCCUUGACCGAGCUAUUAAAGAGGUCGAGAAGAAGUACGAGGGCCACAGUCGGCCAGGACCUGUGUGCAGAGCAACAGUAAACUGCGCAACCGCCUUUAACCACCCACCUGGAAGGUUGAUGUGUGCGAUAGGAACGGAUUACGGCGUGUAUUUCUCUGAGUAUGACAAUCCUCGAGGCUGGUCAAGGGCUAUCCAAAUGUCACGCGUAACACAAGUGGCUGUAUUUGAAGAAUUCAACCUCUUUCUUCUGAUCUCAGACAAGUCUCUUAUUGCAUAUCACCUCGACGCAGUGUGCCCACCAUCAGGCACUGCACCUCCACCUAACGAUGCAUCUGCCAGGAAGGCACCUCAGAAACUUUCGGGAAGCAAAGACGUCGGCUUCUUUGCCACUGGGCGCAUGAAGGACCGAGCACUCGUCUUUUACAAGAAACGAGACGGGAUUUCUUCUACCUUCAAAGUUUUAGAGCCUAUCCUGCAAAAGGCCACGAGUACUCGCUCUCGCUUCCUGCCGACUCCGGCGCGCCGAGGGCACACAGAUUUCUUCCGUGAGUUUGACGAGUUCUACAUUCCUGCCGAGUGCUAUGGCAUCAACCUCUUCCAUUCAAGCUUAGCCGUGUCAACGGCUAGAGGCGUGGAAGUCUUGACUCUCGACAAAAAGCACCCCUGGAGUGUCCCCAAUCUGCAAAGUGAACAACCCGAGGCGCAGCCUCAUCUGAGCUCGAUCGCGAGCCGUAUCAAGGACCUAAAGCCACUAGGUAUGUUUCGCUUGAGCGAGGCCGAGUUUCUUGUUGCGUUUGAAGAGUGCGCAGUCUACGUCAACAAGCAUGGUGACGUUUCGCGCGGUGUGGUCAUGGAGUUUGUGGGAAGGGCAACUUCAGCAUGCCUGUACGGCCAGCAUCUGAUCCUUUUCGACAACGAUUUUGUUGAGAUUAGGAAUGCCAUGAACGGCAGAAUGAAGCAGGUGAUUGCGGGGAAAGACAUCAAGAUGCUCGACGACGGCGGAGGCAGCAACACCAUCCGCUCUCCAGGUGGGGGACUUGGUGGAGGUGUGAAUGGUCUUGGUCUGCAAGGCUAUGGGGCCGGCCCUAGGACUGUCAAGAUCAGCAUGCAACACCCUGAACAGGAGCGGAGCAUGGUCGUGGUGGAGCUGAUCGAGAACGAGGGCACUAGGGAAUAG